Messenger RNA from Drosophila sulfurigaster albostrigata, 3249 nucleotides. RefSeq names its product fibrinogen alpha chain. Lineage: Eukaryota; Metazoa; Arthropoda; Insecta; Diptera; Drosophilidae. The record is from RefSeq and is a predicted model, not a curated record. Bases 366 to 2864 code for a protein of 832 amino acids. The transcript has 8 exons.
CUAAGCACGUCUCGUAUACAGAAAAGUUUCACCUACGGUUAUGUUCGGUUGUGAUUUAUUUAAUAUCACCAGCGGGGAAAAAAAAGGAAACAAACAGAAAAACAUUAUAAUUCCUCAUGUGCAAUUAAUCAGUUGAAUCAUUGUUUUAUGACAAAGGGGCCGAAGAAAGGAGAGUACAUGCAUGUGAGUGUGAGUGUGUUUAAGUGUGUGUACCAUAUAUAAACAACAACACAGCGUGACUGCAAAUUAUCUAUAACUUAACUUAACUUAAUAACUCAACGAAACAAAAUACGGCCAGAGUCCGAAUUGGCCUGGCUACAACGUGGACCGUCGUCCGUCGUCGUCGUCGCCGUCGUCGUGGUAAAAUGGCAAUGGUAGCCUUCCAGACGCGGUUCAGUGGCCGGCUGUCUGCCACAACGGCCAUUCUGCUGAUCGCAAAUAUCGUCUACUCGACAACCAGCAGCACACAUUAUUCGGGCGUUGCGGCGGCAACCAGCAACUCCAAUUCCAACUCCAACUCCAACUAUGCUGCUGCUGCUGCUGGUGGCGGCGCUCUGCGCUCCAUUGCAGGCAAUGGAAAUUCAAAUCUACGCUUGGCGUUGCCACGAACGAGCGCCAGCCAAAUAAAUAGUGGCGGAGGCGGUGGUGGUGGUGGAGGGGGCGUCGGAGGGGGUGGCGCUGCUGCAAGCUUUAAGCUUGCUGCAAAAACGUUAAACUCAACGCGCAAUGGAAACUUGCGAACAAGAGAGCAACAAUUGCUAAGCAUAUUUGAAAUAAUUAUCACAACGCUCGAGGGUAAAUUGAAGCGGAUCGAUAAUCUGGGUCGAUCCGUUGAAGAUUUGAUGGGACACAUUGAGACCUUGGAGCAUCGUGUUACCAACAAUGUUGAAAAAACGGAAGAGGCACUGUCGAAAUUAAGCAGUUUGGAUUCCAAACUUUCGAAUGUCGUUUACAUAUUGCCCGAAAUGGGAGCUCAAUCGGUUGAUGGGUUUCACGUGCCAAAGACACCAAACACCGCGUCGACCGCCUCCUCCUCCUCUUCACCCACAUUUCAACUCGAUAGCCGGCUGGUGAAGUUGGACCAGAAAGUUAGCGACAUUGAUAGCAAACUGGAAGUGCUGAAGACCCAAAUCGACAACAAUUUCUUGCAAGUGGAUGACUUCAAUGCCGAGGCAAGCGAGAAGAAGCCAAUCACCAUGAAUGUUGUUGAGAUUACAAAGGCAAUGACGGCUGAGGUGAUGUCCCAUGUCUCAACGGAAGUCAAUCAAUUGCGUGACUCCACUGACAACAUUGACAAGAAGUUGCAGUUCCAUAUAAAUAUCGAAUCCGAAAACAUUGGCCGCAUGUUGCGCAUGAUGAACGACAUCCACGAUGCUGUCGUGGAUCAUCAUGAGCAAAACAGCGGCUACAAUGUGACCACAACUGCUUUCCCCGCAAUUAAGUCCAGCAAAAUUGAUGCGCUGGUCAAGCAGAUGCGUCCCAUGGUCUCCGUGUCGGAGAAAAUGGAUGAAGUGUGGGACGUUGUUGUGGGCACCAAAUCAUCCGUCGACCAUCUGCUGCCCAAAUCGGAUGCGCUGCUUACGCAAACGCAGCGGCAAGAGCGCGCUAUUGGCGAAAUCCAUCAGGAUCUGAAAGCCAAGACCAAUUUGAUCAUCAACAAUUUGGACAUGGUGGAGAAGCGUCUGAAGAAACAGGAGGAUGAUGUGCAAGUGCUUGCCCAGCGACCAAGCAAUGCAGAUCUCUUAGGCGAUCCCACCAUCGAUCGACUGGUCGAGUACGACCCCAGCAGAUAUUCUGUUCUUGACGAGACUCUGACCGACUUGAAUGAGCCACCCACGACGCCCUCAACGACAGCACGCACUACUGCUACAACGGCGAGCAACAGCUCGACUACAGCAUACCCGACCUUGGGCACUCCCACACCCGCCAUGUCCACGAGCAGCCAGUCGAAUUCUUUUAGUUCCAAUAUUAACAAUAUUCUGGGUUUCUCCUCAAACGCAACACUGACGACGGCGGCAACGACUGCCUCCUGGAAUGCCACACCCACAAAAUCAGCCUUCCGAAAGGGUGGCAUUAUCUUUCCGAGUGUCAAAAAUAAACCAGCCGUAGUCAACAACACUUUUACCAGUGACAUUUUUACUCUAAAGGAUGUGAAGGGUUUCUCUUGUGUGGACAUUCUAAAUGCUGGAAUGAAACAGUCGGGAGUGUUUUACCUGCAAAUCCGUGGAACAACUUACUGGUUUUUAAAGGUGUAUUGUGAACAGAACAUUUCGGAUGGUGGUUGGACGGUCAUUCAACGACGUGAUGACUUUGGGGAACCACGCGAAAACUUCAACCGUGAUUGGGCGGAUUACAAAAAUGGAUUUGGCGAGCCGGCAAAGGAAUUUUGGUUGGGCAACGAAAACAUUUAUAUGCUGACAAAUAACGAAGAAUAUGCACUGCGAGUCGAAUUAGAAGACUUUGAGGGUAACAAGCGAUAUGCUCAGUACUCUCAUUUUAAGAUACACUCUGAGGCAGAUUAUUACAAGCUUGAAAUCGAUGGAUACGAAGGAAAUGCUGGAGAUUCGCUAAAUGAUCCAUGGUAUGGCUCAAAUAACAGUCCAUUUUCAACUUACAAUAAAGACAACGAUCGAAGCUCACUCAACUGUGCAAGCAUGUUAAAGGGCGGCUGGUGGUGGAAAUCAUGUGGCCGUGGACUUAAUGGACUAUAUCUGCAUGAUCCUCAGGACUUGACUGCGCGCCAGGGAAUCGUUUGGUUCCGCUGGCGGGGCUGGGAUUACACAUUAAAGAAGGCAACGAUGAUGAUUCGUCCUCGGAUGCCCCAGCCACAAAGUAUGACCUUAGGCCCAGUGACUGCAACAUAGAAUUUCUUGCAUCAUUUUAAACAUUUAAACGUUUAAUUACUUGAGAGAAGAAUUUCUGGUAGGUUAUUAUUAAAUAUCCGCCCAUAUAAUAGCGAAUGAUGCAUAAUAGCAAAUUUUAUUGACAAGCAUUCUGUUAUUUUAAUUGUUUAUCAUUUAAAAAUAAUAACUUAUUUUUUAAUGUUGUAUUGAAUCGACAUACAAGCAAGCUAGUUAAAUCUCUUAAAAUUGUGUAAUAACGUUAUAAGUAUUAAUCUUAAAACGCCGCAAUCAUCCCAUGUAAACUGUAAAUAAAUUCACUGUUGUUCUGUUUGUAUUUAAUGUAUACAAAUCAAAUCAUCCUGACAUCAUUAAAAUGAUUUAUUCACAAUCGUAAGUAAUAUACUAU